Messenger RNA from Manihot esculenta (cassava), 623 nucleotides. RefSeq names its product serine/threonine-protein phosphatase 7 long form homolog. The transcript has 2 exons. Bases 267 to 623 code for a protein of 118 amino acids. NCBI's taxonomy places the organism in Eukaryota, Viridiplantae, Streptophyta, Magnoliopsida, Malpighiales, Euphorbiaceae. The record is from RefSeq and is a predicted model, not a curated record.
GGAGCUCUACAUAUCCUGCAGAUAUGGGCAUGAGAACGAUUUAUUUCAAUAUCACCAUCUAUAAAUAUACGAGACCCACAUAAUGAUGCUCCACUGGAAAGUCGGUUAGUAUUUUAUGCUUAUUAUGACAUUAUUAUGAUUUGCAUGUUACGCAUUUAUAUUAAAUUCUUAUAUUUUUUAAUAAUAUUUUCAGGUGGAGUAAUGCACGACGUAUCACUCAAGUCGUAACACAUGUCUUGAUAGAAAUACGCUAUAAAUUUGACAGAAUGGGUGAUCCAGAGAUGGUAUGGGAGCCAUAUUCCGAUGAACUCCUUGCAUCAUUGCCAUUAUAUUGCACGCAAGGACGUGACAUUUGGAGAGCAGUGGUUCCCUUGAUCUGCUUCCACGUGGUAGAAUGGCAUCAACCUGAUAGAGUGUUGCGUCAAUUCGGGAUGCAACAACCAAUACCACAUCCACCACGCCAGCCAGCUGACCUUCAUAACACAUCUCCAUUAUCAUCCGACAGUAAUUGGAUUACAAUUCAUGCACAUUGGAUUGCCAUUUGGGAAGAUAGAUGGCAAAUGUUGGUUGAAGCAGCACCAUUACAUGAGCCACUACAUUAUCAUUCAGAGUACCUCGAAUGA